AUGGCAGCUGCCGCUUUUUCAGAUGGCGGUGCUUCCACCAUGGUCGAGGUGUCGAUAGAUGGCAAGCCAGCCUCGAUCGGAUGCGAUCACGAGUUUCUCUUUGUCGUUCGCGGCCAUCACAAGCAGCAGCCAGCAGACUCCAUCGCAGGCAGAGCCUAUGUUCGUGUUCCGUUGAUACUCGUACUCAAUGCAUCCUUCGUAUCGGACUCGGACGGCGGCUCGCUUCUCGUACGUCUCUUAUCGCCGCCUGUCCAAGCGCAGAAACAACAACAAGCCUCCGGCUUCUCUUUCUUCAAGAAGGCCAAACCUUUGCCUCAGUGCAUGGAGCCCUUGUCGCAGCAAACUUUUGAUGCGCUCACACCAGCGCAACGAUCCGAGCGACUCCGAGAACAGCUCGAAGGACCCUGCUCCAGCCUGCGUCUUGUCAAGAUCGAGGCACGAGUCGUCACUACAGCCAGCGCAGCGGACGUCGAAGCAAGAACGCAAGCAUGGGCCCAUCUGGUCAUGAACCGAGCGUACGAGAAGGUCACGCCAUAUAGAAGAGUCAAGGUGCUGAUCAAUCCAGUCGGAGGACCGGGCAAAGCGCGACAGCUCUUUGAAAGCCGCGCUCGUCCCAUCCUCGAGGCCGCAGGCUGCAAGCUUGACGUCACAAUAACCACCCAUCGCAUGCACGGAGUAGAGAUUGCGCGCGACCUCGACGUACACGAAUUCGACGCAGUGGGCGUGGUCAGCGGGGACGGUCUCUUGCACGAGCUGCUCAACGGGUUUGCGAGGCGACCAGAUGCAAGCGCGGCGCUCGCUUUGCCCCUGGCGCCCAUUCCGGCUGGAAGCGGCAACGCCAUGUCCAUCAACCUUCUCGGCGCGCAGCAAGGCUUCAGUCUGGCACUGGCCUGUCUCAACAUCAUCAAGGGCCGCCCGAUGAAGCUCGAUCUGCUGACGAUCACGCAGCCUGCUUCGGCGUUCCCGCCCGGUGUCCCCGUGCCCGGCAGACCCCUCGCGGGUACCGUGGGGAGACGCGCCGGCAAAGCGAAACGUGACUCAUCCAUCAACGGCACCCCCAACACAAUUGCGCGCGGGUCGGAGGACGUCGCCAGGCUCAUCGAUGCCCCCUCCAAGCCUUUCGUCCAGUAUUAUUCGUUCCUGUCCCAAGCCAUCGGCAUCCUGGCUGAUCUCGACUUGGGUACAGAGCAUCUUCGCGCGCUCGGCGAUACUCGCUUCGCUAUUGGCUACGCGACCUCGGUCCUGCGCAAUGCCAAGUGCGAAGUGGAUGUCGACAUCAAGCUCGGCCCGCGCGGCAGCAAGAACAGAGCAGAGAUGCGCCAAAGGGUCCUUGACUUUCACCAAGGCAAGCAACCGUCAUCGGUCGAGGAGAAUGGCACGGCAGAAGGUAGCCAUUCUCGUGAGGAGCAGCAUGCUGCAUCGCAGAAUGGGCGCGCAGACUCCGAGCCUGCUUCUCCGUUACCGAGCCUGGUGCACGGCGAUGUCACCGAACCGGUCACCUCGGAUGCAAGCGCACCACCGCCUUUCGACAUGCGUGAUCCUUCCUGGCCCCAUUCCUUCCUGUCGCAACCAGCCUCGGCCAAGCAGAUCGGAGCCGCCCUCAACGGGACACAAGAGGACGGGCAUGCCUCGCAGUCAGGCUGGAUGCGCAUUCAAGAACCCAUCGCAAGCCUGUACGGCGGCAAGCUCCCCUUUGUCAGCCGCGAUAUGAUGCAGUUUCCCUUUGCGCUGCCGAACGACGGCACCAUCGACGUGGCUAUGAUCCUGCACGCCGGAGGUCGGGUCGCCAAGGUGCCGGAAAAUGGAUACGCGGAGAACGGCCAGAUCGUCUACCAGAAGGCCAUGACCUACCUCAAGGUCGAGGCGAUCCGAGUGACGCCCAAGCGAAAGGAAGGGGAUAAGAAGCUCAAAAAUGGCGGGUUGAUCAGCAUCGACGGCGAAAAGGUCCCGUAUGCCGCCUUUCAGGUCGAGGUCGCCCAGGGUCUGCAGUACUCGGUGCUAUCGCUGUACGGUCGAUUCUGUGUGCCUGUGGUGGUUCCCCCGGCGACGGCAUGA
This is a messenger RNA of Kalmanozyma brasiliensis GHG001, 2055 nucleotides long. Its product is annotated as Diacylglycerol kinase, catalytic domain protein. The coding region runs from base 1 to 2055 and encodes 684 amino acids. Lineage: Eukaryota; Fungi; Basidiomycota; Ustilaginomycetes; Ustilaginales. The record is from RefSeq and is a predicted model, not a curated record. The transcript has a single exon. Gene Ontology annotation, biological process: sphingosine biosynthetic process. Gene Ontology annotation, cellular component: cytoplasm; intracellular membrane-bounded organelle; membrane.